Messenger RNA from Stegostoma tigrinum, 10545 nucleotides. RefSeq names its product regulator of G protein signaling 7 binding protein a (gene rgs7bpa). Bases 1319 to 2080 code for a protein of 253 amino acids. Gene Ontology annotation, cellular component: neuron projection; nucleus; postsynapse. Lineage: Eukaryota; Metazoa; Chordata; Chondrichthyes; Orectolobiformes; Stegostomatidae. The transcript is spliced from 6 exons. The record is from RefSeq and is a predicted model, not a curated record. Gene Ontology annotation, biological process: G protein-coupled receptor signaling pathway.
GCCGUCUUAUCUUCGUGUUUCCCACUUCAGAAGGGAAUGAUAUUUCACCAGUUGUCAACUGAAUCUAGGUUUGAGAAGUUUCUCCAGGCAUGUAAUGAUAAGAAUGUCAUUUCUGUCUCAAUGUUAUUGUAUCAAGGCGCAGCAGAUACCCACCGAACUUCGAAGAUAUACAUGAUGGACGCCACUGGGAGAAAUUUAGACAGUGCUUUAAGCAUUUGCACGGUGACAUCACUAGCAGCAGUAUUUUCUACUCGUAUUUCUACUCCGUUAAAUACAUUUAUUGUUAUUGAUACUGAAACAUUUCAGAAGUUAAAAAAUCUGGAUUUUUACCGUGGUUCGUGUCGAAAUAGUUUCACACCGUAACUCGAACAGAAUUGUUUUACAAAAUUAACCCGCGGAGCACAGAGCUGAGGUACCAUUUUCAUUUGUUUGCUGUUGAGUUGUGUGGAAAUGACGAGGUUUCGUAGCUUACCCAAAACAGAUCCUGGACUAUUGAUGAACAUGAUGGAAAUAUCUGGGGAGACCGAUUGAUUUGUUGGAGUGAUCUUAUGCCCGGUGCAGAAUGCCACCUGUCAAUGAGAUUGUUCUAUUUCAAAGCUGUGUCACUUCUCUUUUUAACGACUGAACAUUUCACUGUUAAAACAUCGUGUCGAUAGUUGCAUUGCGUGCGCUGUUUCACAUUUCCUUAGCUAAGAGUCUUAACUAGCACGCUCCAGCUAUUCGGCUCACAUUAGUAUUCCUGUCCUAUCAAUGUGUUGUGUCGCUAUUCACGUCAGUCUGCCUGAUUCCUGCGCCUCGCGUUUCCAGAAGGUUACAGCCGCAAAAAAAAAUUGGGAAGGUAUAAGAUUCGAGCAAACGACCGCGGUCACUUACUACCCACCGGGAAUCUUUAAUUUUGUUUCCUGAAGUGACAAUUUAAAAAAAAACAGUUGUGAUCUCCCUCGCCCCGGGAGAACUAAAGGCGAGAUCGUUCCGAUAUAGGAUUUCUGGAGCCGACAGAUUCUUAAUGGAAACCCCUAAAUCUUCCAGAUGUGAGCACCUUCCCGAUGAAAUCCCCACCCUAAGCAGCGAAGAGCAUGGUGACAUUGGGAGAUUUCAGCUCUUCUUAAAUAGCGGGGACUUUGAAGCAUGUUGAAAGAGGCCGGCCAGCGCCCGCUUUGCAGGCUCAAGGUUAUGUAGGGGAGGAGGAGUAAAAAAAACAAAACAUCUUAUUUGUUUUCUGUUUUGAGGUUGUGUUCGUUUCCUGGAGCGCGCGCUUCAUCGCUCACGUCUCACUCCCCUCCCCAAGCAAGGAGCAGCCGAUCUUGGAUGUGUAUGCAUGAGUUCUGCAGUGAAUGGGCGCAAACCCCGCCGCAAGUCGCCUGGCUCCAUCGUGCAGCUCGGCAAGGAGCAGGAGAGGGAAGCGGGGAGGACAGGGAGCUCGGAGAUCGCUGCUAAACCCUUCCGGGCACUCGAGGAGUGUAGGAUGCUGGUGCAAGACUUCAACACACAGGUGGCCCUAUACCGUGAACUGGUUAUUUCCAUUGGGGACGCCUCGGUGGACUCUCCCUCUCUGCGAGCUGAACUGCAGAGGACACGGACCAAAGGUUGUGAGAUGGCCCAGAACGCACAUCAGAAACUCUCUGCAAUCUCGGGUGCUGAAGAUGGGGAAAUCCAUCCAGAAAUCUGCAGGCUUUACAUUCAGCUUCAAUGCUGCCUAGAGAUGUACACAACAGAAAUGCUGAAAUCAGUCUGUCUACUCGGAUCCCUGCAGCUUCAUCGGAAAGGGACAAACACCUUGGUAGCUCCCAAAAUGAUUGACAGCAAACAGGAAGAGAGUUCUGAAGCUCCAAUUUUAGAAGAUCCACCAACUUCACCUCUUCAAGAUCUUCAGCCAUAUUCUUGGCAUGUUUCCACAGAUAUAGAAAAUACUGAAAGAGACAUACGAGAAAUGAAAAAUCUUCUAAGCAAACUCAGGGAGACUAUGCCUUUACCGCUAAAGAACCAAGAUGAUAGCAGCCUCCUCAAUCUGACUCCAUAUCCACUAGUGAGAAGGAGGAAACGAAGAUUCUUUGGACUUUGCUGCCUUGUCUCAAGUUAAAGGAUAACUAACACAAGACUGAGAGGAAAAGUCAUUUGUGGGUAUUAUGUUCUUUGGAGUAAAUGUGUUGGCAAGAAGAUACUUUCCCCUUACUUCCUACUGUUUGUUGUAAAUAUCGGUUUUAUUUUUGCUGUACAGGAUGGCCAAUUUUUGUAAUUUUAUUUUUCUCUGAAGAAUUUUUUUGAAAAUUGAUACCCAUGUACCCAUGGAUUCCACAGCAGUGUUAUGCUUGAAAUAUAUUUUAAACUGAUUUUCACAAGCUGAACUUUUAAAAGAUUAUUUUUUGUAAAUAAUAAAGGGAUGUAUAUUAAAUACAUGCUCCUGUUGUAGCUCAAUGUGAACAUGUGAAUGAAUAAAUGAAAGGUCACAGCCUAAUUGGAAUGAAGCGGCACAAACAUUGCUUUAACCCUGUCCUGAAGCAAAAAGCCCAUAGGCUAAAUCUGUAAAAGCAGAAAAGAAAUGACAGCAGUUCACAGGAGAAACAUGGUUACAAAUGCAUUGUCCACUCAAGCCAUGCCUCCUAACUUAUUCCAUUUAGUCUUCCAAAUAAUCAGUGCAAUAGAACUUCUGUUACCCACUGUCAUCCUUCAGUGGAUGGAGAAAAUUGUAAGAUAUUUAGUAGCCCCAGUGAUUUUCUGGUUAAGUAACUGGAAGAAUGUGAAUGUAUUUGCGGAUUGAACAGGCAGGUGGCAGAUGAAAUUAUAUCUGGAAAAAUAUAAAAUGUUUUUCGUUGGGUCAAAAGUUCAGGAAGGAUCAUUAUUUAAAUAGAAAGAAGAACAUGGAGCAUGAUAGAGAUCAGGGAGUUCUGAGAAAAUCAGAGGUAGAAAUGGUCAAUAUUGAGUAAGUAAUGAAGAGAUUCUACCAUUGUAGGUAUUUUUGGUAUGGCAGCAUUAAGGUUCUGAUUACUGAAGUAUUAAAAAAAGUCAUUUGAAAUGUUGAAGGAUAGAUAUGUGAGAAACCAGAAUGGGCGAAGAGGUGUAGUAGUUGGACAGUGUUGAGCGAUCAUAGAAAUUAGGCAUGUUCUAAUUGGAAAGUAGAAGGUUGAAAAGUGGACAACAUACACAAUAAAAAGUUCAUUCACAAAUAAAAACAGAAAUUCUGAAGUAAAGUCACUGAAGUCAAAAUGUUAACUCUGUUUCUCUCUCCAUAGAUGUUACUAGACCAACUGACUUUCUCCAGAAUUCUCUGUUUUUGUUUCAUAUUUACAGCACCCACAGUAACUUAUUUCAUAUUAAAAUGUUUUCCAAAAAAGUUGAACCAGAGGACAGAGCCUGUACAUGAAGAGAGCAAAGGGAAGUGAAACUCCGCAGAGGGUUGGAUUUUCCCAAAUUAGCUUCCUUUUCAGCCAUCAGGAUCAUUUUAGGAUCAGGAACUUGGAUGUGGACCUGGAUUGACUUUGGUCUAAUCUUCUGGGAGACGUUCAAUUAACAGCCUUCCUGCACUCAUCCUUCACUGCUUCUUUGACAAAGCUGGGUGGAAAGUCAAGUCAGCAGCAUGAAUGGCACAUAAUGCUUACCAGUCAGCUGAAAAGCUGCACAAACACUGCACUCAGACAAGGAAGAAAAUUUUUCUUCUGCAAGAAAUUUAUCAGAAGACGGAUACAUUCACUGAGAAUCAAUGGCAUGCUUCUGAAGUUCACAGUAGCGACAGUACAAAGACAGAUAUUUUUGGAGGACAGGAACAGGAGGGCAACAGCAUGACCAAGAGGCCAUACUGGAGUUAAUUGAAGAGGUCAGCAGCAAAGGUGGGGUUACUGACAUCUGGGUACAGUUCAGGAAGUCCUUCAGUACCCUCUUAUGCACUGCAAUCAUCAGCUGGCAGUCAAAACGCACUCGUUCACUGCAUUACCAAUUCUCUGCACAAAAAGACAGCAGUACGGAGGAAUGUCUCAUCUGAUCCCUUCAGAUAAGCAUUCAUGCACACAGGACUCAGAUGCAGGCUUAAAGUGCUGUUCUUAUAUUCCCCAUCCAAAAGUGAAGUUCUUGUGACUUUCACACUGAAAGUUUCAUGUUUUUAACGCUCCAGUUUGACUCAUUACAAAAGAAGAAAGCCUUUAAUAGGUGGGAGAGGAGUGAAACUAGGCCUUGUGUAGGCUUCCUGAGCUUCAUGGUAUUGAUGCAACAGAUAGUCAGAGAUCAUCAAGGUAGUAGCAGGCCAGGCUGAGGUAAGGCGAAAAUGAAGAUGGAUGAGAGAGAAAAUGAAAACUUCAUUUCUAUUCCACGCAGUUGCAUCACAGCUGGACCUUGCCGGUACCUUUGUCUUUGCAAGUGAACAUUUGAAGCACAGAACCAUGUAAUAGGAUGAAAACAUUGGUUCAUAGGUAUUUCACUCAGUCCACUUCCCUGCAGCAACAACGCCAAAGCCACAUCAGCAGUGACCUGAGGAGGUAUCGCAGAUUUCAGAGGAGGAACCACACUGUGAAAAUGCACCAUCCCUUCAGUCAAACACACCCUCUACUAGUGUACAUACACUCAUCUCCUUUCUAAGUAUAGUUGGUAGCACAAGGUAGGCUGCAUAUCAUAUGCAAGCAGCAGCUGAGAGAGGCAGUAACAAUUGUUGGCAGUUUCAAUCAGAGGCCUGAGGACAGCUUCAGCAAUUGCUGAGCGCCACCUAGCCGUUGAACCUCAGAUUAUCAACGAAGCUGAUGCUGCUGGAAGAAUACAGGAUAUAGCUAUCUAUCAAGAGUUCCCUGAGGGAAUUUGGAGUCUUGCUUAGGAGAUGGUAAAGUCCAUUCCAUCCAUUCCUUGAGUGCAGCAUGACUUAGGCAUAUGAACUCAUUACUUCAUUGAUGAAUUGUUCUUCUUCUUGGAAAACUAUAUGUGACAGGUCAAUGGGUUAAAGAAACAGCUGCACCAUUAUGUCCACAGCAUGCCUUCACCUUUGAGCAGUAUUGAUCACUGGUUACAGUCAUGGCUCAGAGAUGCAUAGAAACACAUCCAAGUGCUGCGGCACUGAGGUUAGAAGGGAAGUGCAGAUGGACCUGAGAGGGUAGAGAGAAAACAUGAUGAUAACAAUAGAAUCUAAGCCCAAGGUACAGCCCCAACCCCCAACUCUGUAGAAACACAUCCUGCUUGUGAGUAAGGCUGUCCCACAUAGGUACAGGGGUGCAGCCUUUCACAAGCAAUAGCACCCAGCGGGCAUGUGUCAUGGUCACCUAAUUCAUUGGAGCAGAACAACAAGCAGCUUACCAUUAGAUAUGUUCCAAUUGAGCAGUAACUGCAGUAGAGAAGAGAAGGCAGAAAGUUAAUGAGUUGCACAGUGGGGAUCACUUGACUGUGUUACUUUAUUAGACUGUAACAUGUGUUUAUUGCAUUGAAAGUGUUUAUGCUAGUGAAAUGCACAUUGAUUAAGUAGAGUGGCUUGUAAGUGAAAUCCUUGAUUGUGUUGGUUCACAGUGUUACAUUAGGAGGAGCUUAGGACUACUUUGAUCAAGAAUAUCUUAAAGUUAUCAUGGGCUUUCUGGACAUCCACACCUACUACUUAAAGGGUCUGGAUGCAAAAAAACAGCAGUCUAAAAAUUGACGUACAGGUGUAUCAUAACUAGAUGAGGGAGUCACCUCAGCCUGCUUGGAAGGUUUGUCAAUGGUACCACUGUCUCCUUGGCGAGCUGAUCUUCUUCAUGCACCCUCUUCCAAAGACAGAAUGCUCAUCAAGCUCUUGCAGCACCUGAUUCACUCCUUCUGUAUUGAAAAGGUGCAUUUUGGAGGGUAUCUCCAAUUUGGUCAAGGCACCGCAACAAAAUUUUGUGCAAACCUAUGAUCUACUCAACAGUUGCAUUGAUUUUCAGAUAGCUGUGCUUGUAUCGCUCACAGAACUCUGUGGUGUGGUGCGGCAAUGGUGACACUAGCCAUGUCUUCAAAAAAUUCUUCUUCGGUCAGUAGAAGUCAUCUAUGGAGGCUGUGCAGUGUCCUGAACAGUGAAACACUGACACUGCCUCAAUAGGAAGAAGUCAUGGAUCCUUUCAUGAUGGUCACAUACCAGUUGCAUUUAGGGAGUGAAACCCCUUCCUGUUCACAAAAGGAGUUGGCUUGUCUGGUGGCCCAUUGGUGGCCAUAUUGGCGCAGGCUUUUGUGUCCUGUCCCCAAGAGAAUCCUGAAUUGGAGAUGAAACUGAUUGUCCUUUGGGCCUGACCAGCAACAUUAAUUUGGAACACGAUAAAGCCACUGCCAUUGCUUUCAAAAUACCAGUCACCUGAAUGAUGAAUUGUGAAUGGCAAAUAAUGGGAUGCAACAAACAUCAGCAGCCAUCCUAGAAUGAUCUGCCACAACAACAUUCAUAAGAACAAUCAGCACUUUGGGAAUGUGUCCACCCUCUCAUUCUGCUUGAAGGUCCUCCUCCAAAAGGGCACACAGAUCCGUAACCAACUUCUGCAUUGGGUGCAGCCUUCAGAAAUACUCUGCUCAAGGAGGCACAGAAUGCUCAGUGUCUGCCUUUAGGGCCUGUGUUCACCCUCCUGGCCUUCAGCACCAUGGAGCUACAUACAACUGCUGAGCUUGCUGCAGCUCCUGCUCCCCUUCCAGUAAUGCCCCUCUACCCUCUGGGUACUGAACCAGCUUGGAGUGAAGCUGCUCCUCAGUUAACCACAGAGUAAGUGGUUUCAUUUCAUUGUGGAACCUCAAAUGCAGAUAGGUCUUCACUCAAUACAAAGUUAUAAUUAAUCAGAUGUUAAUAAUCUUAAAUAAUCAUCAUGGACAUGAAAUUUUAAGUCAGUGUUCAUCACCCUAGAUGCUGCUGGAACUGGUGAUAUUUCUAGCAUUUCUGUUUUAUUUUCAAACUUUUGGUAUACACAGUAUUUCAUUUUUAUAUUAGUGAUUAACACACUGCUAUUUCUCUUUCAGGAAUGCCUACCUUGAAGAAGUUCUAUUCUUUCCAACUAAAUUUCCGUUUGUCUCUCUUGCUGUAGUCUCUUUUUUUUCUUGUAUUUAGCCAGGGAUCUAGAAACUUCCCCUUUCACAACCACACCCAUUUCAUAGUAAUUGUCCCAAUUUUCAAUUUCUUCCACAUGGAUUCCAACUAAAAUUCCAUCCUUUGUGUUUCACGCCCAUCUAGCAUUGCGAAUUUCUCCUAGACAUUUAACUUCCCUUGAAUCUCAUUCUAAGAUUCACUCUGAAUGCCAUGCACCACCACAUAGACAAUCUUGUGUUUCUUAAGCAGAACCUGAGUUCUGAUGAAAGAUCACAGACAUGUAAGAUUAACUGCUUUUCCCUUCACUGAUGCUUAUUGAGCCACUGUGUAUUUCCAGCAUUUUCUGUUUUUAUUCGGGUCUUUAUCCUUUCUGACUUGGCAGAUUAUUUUCUCAGCAAUAUUUUUCCCUGUAACAUUUUUUGUUGCAGCAACAUCACCUGUUCUUUUAUUGAUAAAUCUCUUUCUAAAGAUGACCAAAGCCUUGAUGCUUCUCUCCUUUAAAAGCAUUGAAUGUCUGUGUGUAGUUUCAAGCCUCAAUGAUUUCCUGUUGUGCACUCAUCUCUUCUGAGUUUCUGGCCUGCUGACACUGCAGGAUCCUUUGCGCUGCUGGUAAAGAGCCAUUAUUUUCUGUAACUGGCUUUUGGUUUCCUUCCCACAGCUAACACAAGCUUCCAAAUUGCCAGAGGCAGGAACACAUCAGCAGAGCAGCCUACUUAUUUUUGUUCUAAUUUUCAGUACUGUGUGCCUCCAAAUCACCUCAAAGCUCUGAGGAAACUGCCCCUAGUGUUUCAGUGAGUGACUGGUCACAGGCUCCCUCAAAAUACAAUGGAAGGAAUUAAUAAUGAUGCAUUCAAACACAAAUUACAAUGAUUUUUGCAAAAUAGCAUUUUGGGUUUCAGUGCAUAUGUAAUUUGAGACAUGAUAUGAGGGUAGAAGUUUGACUCAAGCAGAUGACUUUGAACCAAUGGUUGACAAACCUUUCUACUGCUAAGUUUCUCCUGUUUUUUGUUUCUAGUUGAUACAGAUUCAUCGCCAUGAUUAGUCAAAUCUCUAUUGCCAUUGCAUUGUACAAAUAAUAGGAGGGGGCACUUUUGGUGCAGUGGAGUGUCCCUACCUCUUAGCUAGGAGGCCUGCAUUCAAGUUCCACCUGCUCCAGAGGUGAUUAGAAAAUAUUUCCAAAUAAUAGGGUUACAGAACUCAAGCUAUGUGGACGUUAUUUUUUUAAAUCUUGCCUUUCCCAUGUUUGAAUUUGAAAGUUUCCAAAAUUUAAAAAAACACACAGAAGGAAUUGUAGUUUCAACACAGAAUUAAGAUGCACGUAAUACAAAGAGCAUAGGUUAAACACUGGUGAAAAUAUUCAACUUCAUCAGCUGAGUGUUGACCUGGUAGAAUUAGAACUGCCACUCCUGGGGGUUACCAAAGCCAGACACACUCAGCAGCCAAACCAUGUGCAUUCACACAAAAAAAUGAUCAUGAGUUUAAAAUCUGUUGAUAUAAUAAAUUAAUAUAAACACUGCAAUUCCUUUUGUGCACUGAAUUACUUUAUUAGUUAAAUUAUAUAAAUGAUUACUGAUAAAACUACAUCAUUGCUGAAUAAAACAUGCUUUAUCCAAGCUUUUUGUCUUGCACUUAGUAGGACAUUUUACAAGAAUUCCAUUUCAAGGGUAAAUCAACGUUUACACUGAGUUCUAAUUAAUUAGAAAGUGGACCCUGGUAGGGCUUUACCAUGGACAAUGCACACACUAAUGCAGAUUGACAAUUAACUUCAUAGAUUGUUUUAAUUUUUAAACAAGGCAAGUUUAUUCGGUUGGUCUGGAAAUUGAUCUGAGAAAUGAGCCAGCAAAUGGUUUUCCCUAUCUUGUUGAGUUGAAACAGGCACCUGUGUCUGCAUGUUCUUUCUGUCUGUCAGGAGCAGCCCUUAUGUGUGUACAAUAUAUAUAUAGACAUAUAGCUUCCAGCAUUCUUAAAUAUACCGCAUUGCAAAUCUUACUGACAAUUCUAAACUGGUUGUCAGUGUAAUUCUUCUUAUAUUCAUGAUUAUUCUGCAACCUUCUUCAGGCUGGGCAUUUCAAGUUCUGGAGAAGGGUCACUGGACCCGAAAAGUUAAGUCUGAUUUCACUCCACAGGUGCUGAGAUUUUCCAGCAGUUUCUGUUUUUGUUUUGGAUUUCAAGCAUCCACAGUUUUUUUCGUUUUUUUUCCAUAUGUGACAUACUGUAUUGGAAGCCACGCAUUAAUAAAUAGGGUCCAUACCCUUUGCAGACAGAAGAAACAUGUGCAUAUAUGGUAACUGUAUCAACUCAACAAUGUAGGCAACACUUGUUUGCUGGUUCAUUUUUAAGGGCAAUCAGUGUCAAUUUGCCUGGUGUAAUAUACAAACAAAGUUUAAUUUUCAAUCAACAGUAAUCUGUGCAUUCUUUAUGGCAAGGCUUCUAUCAAUCAGAAUUCUCUAGCCCACUGAUCUUCUCCCAUGCUGUAUAAAUACUAUCUUUUCACUGACUUAGAUUCUUGGCAAAUGUCCUGAUGACUGCAGGAUGGAAAGCUUUGAAAAAAUGUAUUUUCUUCAGCAAUAUUCAAAUAACUAGUACUAAUGUAUGUUAGAUAAUACAAUAAUUAAUAGUAACAUCGGUAGUUCAAAGCCAAAGUACACAACAUACGAACGACGAGCAUGCAUUUUGAAUUGGUGGGUGAUAACAAUGACAAUAGCUUGAUGUUCACCUUGAGGAUGGUGGGAUUAACAUGAGAGCAGCUCAUAAAAGCCUGCACAAACCAAAGGUAGAUCCAAUGGGUUCUUUUCCAAGGGCACUUGUCAGUCUGGAAAUGAUUUGAAACUACAUUGACAUUGACCAAUGGUAUUGGAAUGAUGGUUAUUUGAAACAGUACACCAGCUAAUCUUCAAUGCCUGAUAUCAAUGUCAUGUGAAUUAAUUUUCAUGGAACAAUGAUCUACAGCAAGAGGCAAGAAACAAGCAUUCCCUUGGAGCUUCCUCAAAUUGCACAUUUCAAAAGUCAACAUAGCAGAAACAGAGAAGUGGUUUAUGUCAAACUGGGAACAAUUGGUGUUGGCAGAUUUUGUGAAAUCUCCUUCAAAAUAUUUUCCACAAAAUUUCUGCAAAAUAUUCGGGAAAGUCAAUAAUUAAAUUCUGGAACAGAGAUGUUCUUCUAUAUUGAAUGUUUUUAUAUUUUUGAGAGCAGCUAUCAUGAAUAAUUUUGUUUCACAUGCGCAUAAAUAAAGUAAAACGUAACUUAAUUUGUAAAUGUAUAUCAGAUGUCGCUCUCAGUACUAUGUAUUCAGUCCCUUGUACCUUGCUAUAUUUUUUUUCUCUUUUAUUUCAAUAAAAAAAUUAAACCUAAUGUGCAAUAUAUUAAAAAUGCAAGAUGUAUCUAAUACUAUGUAUACAAUUUCAUUAAAGCUAUUGACACUUUAUUCAUAAUAGAAAAAGCAUGAUACAUGCAUAUUAAAAAUUGUGUUCAAUGUUCUUAGGCAUGCCAGAGAUAGAACUGACUGUAUAAAUUAAACACAUUUUACAUUGUUUUAAUUAAAUAAAUUUUUACACUAAGUC